Messenger RNA from Pseudophryne corroboree (corroboree frog), 3315 nucleotides. RefSeq names its product hemicentin-1-like. Gene Ontology annotation, molecular function: transmembrane signaling receptor activity. Lineage: Eukaryota; Metazoa; Chordata; Amphibia; Anura; Myobatrachidae. The transcript has 15 exons. Gene Ontology annotation, biological process: cell surface receptor signaling pathway. Bases 1 to 3315 code for a protein of 1104 amino acids. The record is from RefSeq and is a predicted model, not a curated record. Gene Ontology annotation, cellular component: plasma membrane.
AUGACCCUUCCACCUCCUUUCUGCGCAGCUCGUUGGACACAGUCUGGUUGGAACACUUCCCCAGCCCUCCUCAUGACUCUGGAGCGGCCGUCAUUGGAAUCGCUGUGCAAUGGACAAUAUGAACUGUUCCCAUAUCCAGAGAUAAUUAAUCUGAAUGCAGUAAUGGCAGCUAACGAUGUGACCCUGAUCUGUGACGUGACCCACUUUUCUCACAGAUACAGCCCAGGACUGGAAUUUGCUUUCUACAAAGAUGGAUGGAUUGUGCAGGGCUUCAGUGCAUCACCUGAAUACGGAUUUCCAGUGUGUCAUGAGUGUUAUUAUACCUGUGCGGUGAGAACCUUCAGCAGCUAUACUUGGAGGAGUAAUGACAUAUGUAUACAGAGGGAAGCCACGUUUAGUAUUCCAACAAUAAGAAGUAGUCCAUCAUCAGUGACAGAGGGAGAUGCGAUGACUCUGAUCUGUGACACAACACGUAACCCGGCCAGAUAUACUACAGGACUGCAGUUUUCUUUCUAUAGAUAUCAGCAGAUAGUGCAGGACUUCAGUACAUCCGCUACAUACAGAGUUACAUCAGCUGUGGAGGAGGAUUCUGGGAGAUAUAGCUGUGCUGUCACAUCUCCCACCGGCAGACUGACACAGUUUAGCAGUGUGUUAUAUAUUCAUAUAGCCACGUUUAGUGAUCCAACAAUAAGAACUGGUCCAUCAUCAGUGACAGAGGGCGAUGAGAUGACUCUGACCUGUGACACAGCACGUAACCCGGUCACAGCUACUACAGGACUGCUGAUUGCUUUCUACAGAGGUGAGAAGGAAGUGCAGGAAUUCAGUACAUCAGCUACAUACAGAGUUACGUCAGCUAAGGAGGAGGAUUCUGGGAGAUAUCACUGUGAUGUGACUUCCCCCACCGGCGGACUGACAAAGGAGAGCAACGUGUUAUCUAUUCAUAUUGCCACGUUUAGUGCUCCACGUAUAAGAACUGGUCCAUCAUCAGUGACAGAGGGCGAUGAGAUGACUCUGACCUGUGACACAACACGUUCCCCGGUCACAGCUACUACAGGACUACACUUUGCUUUCUACAGAGAUGAGCAGAAUGUGCAGGAAUUCAGUACAUCAGCUACAUACAGAGUUACGUCUGCUAAGGAUGAGGAUUCUGGGACAUAUCGCUGCGCUGUGAGGUCUCCCACCAGCAGACUGACCAAGAGGAGCAACGUGUUAUCUAUUCAUAUAGCCACGUUUAGUGCUCCGACCAUAAGAGCUAGUCCAUCACCAGUGACAGAGGGCGAUGAGAUGACUCUGACCUGUGACACAACACGUUCCCCGGUCACAGCUACUACAGGACUACACUUUGCUUUCUACAGAGAUGAGAAGAAUGUGCAGGAAUUCAGUACAUCAGCUACAUACAGAGUUACGUCAGCCAAGCAGGAGGAUUCUGGGAGAUAUCACUGUGAUGUCACAUCACCCACCAGCAAAGUGACAAAGAUGAGCAACGUGUUAUCUAUUGAUAUCGCCACGUUUAGCGCUCCAACAAUAAGAAGUGGUCCAUCAUCAGUGACAGAGGGCGAUGAGAUGACUCUGACCUGUGACACAACACGUUCCCCGGUCACAGCUACUACAGGACUACACUUUGCUUUCUACAGAGAUGAGAAGGAAGUGCAGGACUUCAAUACAUCAGUUACAUACAGAGUUACGUCAGCUAAGCAGGAGGAUUCUGGGAGAUAUCGCUGUGAUGUCACAUCUCCCACCAGCAGACUGACAAAGAGGAGCAACGUGUUAUCUAUUCAUAUAGCCACAUUUAGUGCUCCAACAAUAAGAAGUGGUCCAUCAUCAGUGACAGAGGGCGAUGAGAUGACUCUGACCUGUGACACAGCACGUUCCCCGGUCACAGCUACUACAGGACUACACUUUGCUUUCUACAGAGGUGAGAAAGAAGUGCAGAAAUACAGUACAUCAGCUACAUACACAGUUAUGUCAGCCAAGGAGGAGGAUUCUGGGACAUAUCGCUGUGAUGUCACAUUUCCCAGAGGCAGACUGACAAAGAGGAGCAACGUGUUAUCUAUUGAUAUCGCCACGUUUAGCGCUCCAACAAUAAGAAGUGGUCCAUCAUCAGUGACAGAGGGCGAUGAGAUGACUCUGACCUGUGACACAACACGUUCCCCGGUCACAGCUACUACAGGACUACACUUUGCUUUCUACAGAGAUGAGAAGGAAGUGCAGGACUUCAAUACAUCAGUUACAUACAGAGUUACGUCAGCUAAGCAGGAGGAUUCUGGGAGAUAUCGCUGUGAUGUCACAUCUCCCACCAGCAGACUGACAAAGAGGAGCAACGUGUUAUCUAUUCAUAUAGCCACAUUUAGUGCUCCAACAAUAAGAAGUGGUCCAUCAUCAGUGACAGAGGGCGAUGAGAUGACUCUGACCUGUGACACAGCACGUUCCCCGGUCACAGCUACUACAGGACUACACUUUGCUUUCUACAGAGGUGAGAAAGAAGUGCAGAAAUACAGUACAUCAGCUACAUACACAGUUAUGUCAGCCAAGGAGGAGGAUUCUGGGACAUAUCGCUGUGAUGUCACAUUUCCCAGAGGCAGACUGACAAAGAGGAGCAACGUGUUAUCUAUUGAUAUCGCCACGUUUAGUGAUCCAAAAAUAAGAAGUGGUUCAUCCUCGGUGACAGAGGGCGAUGAGAUGACUCUGACCUGUUACACAGCACGUUCCUCGGUCACAGCUACUACAGAACUACAGUUUGCUUUCUACAGAGAUGAGCAGAUAGUGCAGGACUUCAAUACAUCAGUUACAUACAGAGUUACGUCAGCUAAGCAGGAGGAUUCUGGGAGAUAUCGUUGUGAUGUGAGAUCUCCCACCGGCAGACUGACAAAGAGGAGCAACGUGUUAUCUAUUCAUAUAGUUAUUAUUAGUAUUCCACAUAUAAGAAGUAGUCCAUCAUCAGUGACAGAGGGCGAUGAGAUGACUCUGACCUGUGACACAACACGUUCUCCGGUCACAGCUACUACAGGACUACAGUUUGCUUUCUACAGAGAUGAGAAGGAAGUGCAGGACUUCAAUACAUCAGUUACAUACAGAGUUACGUCAGCUAAGCAGGAGGAUUCUGGGAGAUAUCACUGUGAUGUCACAUCUCCCACCCGCAGACUGACAAAGAGGAGCAACGUGUUAUCUAUUCAUAUAGAGCUGCCGUUCUAUGCAGAAGAGAAAGAUGUGAUACCUAGUAUGGAAAAGGAUUACACCGUACAGAAUAUAAUAAGACUGGUGCUGUCCGGGUGUAUAUUCGUUACUGCCACCUGUUUCAUCUUCUACCACAUGUAA